AUGCUUAUGCUUAAAGUUGGCGUGUUGGCGUUUGCCGCUGUUUGUAGCGCUCAAGUUUUACCCAAAUCAGCUCCGUUUGUUACAAGCAACGAUGGAAUCUUGAAUCUGCCUGUAUCCAGUGACUUGAAGUGCGGUCCAAAAGCAAAAACCAUUUGUCCAGAUGAUUUAUGUUGCUCCGAAUACGGAGUCUGUAACAGAGAAACCGACUCAUGCAAGGGAUCGUUAUGCUGUUCCGACCGCGGCUAUUGUGGAGUGGAUGUUUCGCACUGCGUGGCCCAAUGCGAUCCCUUGUAUGGUGAAUGUGGAAAUGAUCUUAGUCCUGCUAUCAAAGCUUCGCUCACUCUGACGGAUGAUAAUACGUGUGGACGUCGAGUCAACAAAGUGUGUCCACCAGAAUCUUGUUGCUCGCGUGAUGGUGAAUGUGGAACUACAACCGCUCAUUGCAGUGUUGGAUGUCAAGGUCUAUUUGGUAUCUGCAAACUUCCAAUCACGAAGCUUCCAGAAUUCGAUUCGAGUCCCGCCGAAUUCGACUAUUAUCGUAGGGUUCGUAAAACCGGCGGACUAGGUGGUCAUAUUGCUCUGGCGUUUGACGGAGGUACUGAUGUUCACAACGUUCCAAAAAUUCUUGAUGUACUCAAGGAGCUGGGUGCUCGAGCAACAUUUUUUGUCAGUGGAUUCAAAACUAGCAAUUUAUACGACAGCGAAGUACAAGCCAUUGUAAAAAGAAUAUGUGACGAAGGUCAUCAGGUUGGAUCUGGAAGUCUGUCUUAUUCCAAACUUAACGGAAUUUCACCCGAGGAAGUUGCUCUUGAAAUGCUUAAUAAUGAUUGGAUGAUUCAAAAUGUGAUUGGUGCCAGUCCAAUCUACAUGCGACUUCCUUAUAGCCACACUAGUCCGGAAGUGAUUAGGCAACUUAUGGAUAUGGGAUAUAUUGUUGUUGGAAGUAAUCUGAAUAGCGGCGACUUGAGAAUUGGCGAUGUAGAUGAUUCAGGUGAAGCGAUGCUUGCCAGUUUUGAUCAGGGCCGUGGUGACUUUCCCAUGUCUAAUAUAGAGGUCGAAUCGCUCAUCACACUCAAUCAUGAGGAUGUUAAAAAUGGUCAUCUCGGUAUUCGAAAAAUUAUUGAAAAAUAUAGUGGAUUUGGAUUCAAGUUUGUCACCGUUGGUGAGUCUCUGCGUCAACCUGAUCCUCAAAGCUGGUAUCGUAUUCGUGACUUUAACGAAUUCGCCUGA
This is a messenger RNA of Batrachochytrium dendrobatidis JAM81, 1230 nucleotides long. RefSeq lists its product as uncharacterized. The record is from RefSeq and is a predicted model, not a curated record. NCBI's taxonomy places the organism in Eukaryota, Fungi, Chytridiomycota, Chytridiomycetes, Rhizophydiales. Gene Ontology annotation, biological process: carbohydrate metabolic process. The coding region runs from base 1 to 1230 and encodes 409 amino acids. Gene Ontology annotation, molecular function: chitin binding; hydrolase activity, acting on carbon-nitrogen (but not peptide) bonds. The transcript is spliced from 3 exons.